CAUGAACUGCCAAAAUGACAUUGACGUUUGACAUUAAAUUCUCAUUUUCAAUUUCGGAAUUCGAAAUUUGUAAUCAAUUCGCGAGUGAAGGCGAGAAAAUAAAUUGUAAAAAUGGCUUCGAAUUUGUCUGCUAUCGAAUUAUUAAAAUUGGGAGAUCAGGACAGGGUUAAGCCUGUUCUAAAUCAAUACUGGCCUUACAUCCUUGGUGGAUUUUUUGGGAUCGGAACUGGAAUAUGUAUUAACUUUGGCACAAAACGUCCUCUUAUGAGCGGUAUCCAAAAACACAUCUUUGGCGUGGUAGGCUGGACUGCAGCAAUAACUUAUGUCCAGAAUAAACGAAGUGAAUAUUUAGCAGAAAAAGAUGCUGUGCUUAGGCACUAUAUUGAAUUGCACCCCGAGGAUUUCACUACUCCUGAAAGAAAGAAGAUUGCUGACAUCUUGGACCCAUGGGUGCCUGUUCGUUAAGUCUGUAUGAUUAAAACUGUAUCUAUAUAAUAUUAUGUUAAAUAGUGAAGAUCUAUAAAUUAAAUAAAUUUAUCAACUAGUGUAUAAA
Messenger RNA from Bicyclus anynana (squinting bush brown), 553 nucleotides. It is a transcript of the gene ND-B14.5B, whose product is annotated as NADH dehydrogenase [ubiquinone] 1 subunit C2. Bases 112 to 465 code for a protein of 117 amino acids. The transcript is spliced from 3 exons. The record is from RefSeq and is a predicted model, not a curated record. Gene Ontology annotation, cellular component: mitochondrial inner membrane. NCBI's taxonomy places the organism in Eukaryota, Metazoa, Arthropoda, Insecta, Lepidoptera, Nymphalidae. Gene Ontology annotation, biological process: mitochondrial electron transport, NADH to ubiquinone.